Molecule: messenger RNA, 1764 nt
Organism: Homalodisca vitripennis (glassy-winged sharpshooter)
Lineage: Eukaryota; Metazoa; Arthropoda; Insecta; Hemiptera; Cicadellidae
Exons: 2
Coding region: 13-1599 (528 amino acids)
Source: RefSeq, a predicted model, not a curated record
CACAGUGAAAUUAUGAAAACGGCUGAAGUAAAUUUAGGACCAUCUUCAAAUAUUUUUAAACCUUUUUGUACACAGGCGUACUCGUGUAAUAUUGAUCAACCUACAGGCUUGGAAAAUGUGAACAUGAGUGCCAAUGAAACACUUCUAAAGGGUGACUUCCUUAAAAUGAAUAAUACAAAAGUCAACAAGGAAGAUAAAGAAGUAGGAGAGUCAUUUGACUCAAAUGAAACGUUACUUAAAAAGAAUGAAGGAGACAAGUAUGAUUUAAAUAUGAAUGUGCCGAGGGAGGUUGGAUACAAACCUCAGAAAAACAUUGUGGGAGCCGAUUGCAGAAACAAUAAGUCUUUCGCCGUUGACAAAGCGAAGCGUAAUUCCAAACAAGCAGUUUAUAAUACAAAAGGUAUCGGAUCACUAGAGAUAAACAACGCUAAAUCUUUAAAACAUACUGAACCAAUUUCCGACCCGGCUUACAACAGAAAUAUUUUCAAAUGUACUCUUGUGCAGAGGAAACAGGCUAUAAAUACAGCCUAUGAGGUGCAAAAUCUAGAGCCUAUCUAUCCCAGAGUUUCAUCAGUAGUAUUGACACCUGAGAUUGAUAAACCACUUUUUUCUCCGAAAAGAUCUUCAAAUAAUGUCAAAACCUAUAAAGAGGGCAACUGUGAAGACGAGAUAAUUGUGAAUGUACCAGACAAGGGGCGUAAUUCAAAAAUUACCGUUGGCGAAUCUUACUUAAGAUCACUGAUUAAGGAAAGCUUUUUGAAAGUAAAAGAGGAAGAAAAUUACAGCAUACAAAACAACGUUAGUUCGGACGGAAUGUUCUUAGAGGACUCGUCUGGGUAUGGAUCAGAAGAAGAAACCUGUGACGAUGAUGUUGGCAUUGAUGGUUUUGAUUCCGAUGACUCCUUUGGGUCUGAUGUUUGUUUUGAACACUCCAACGAAAGAGGUGAAAUAUGUGAUUUUUCUUGUAACGAUUACCAACCAACAUAUUUUGACACGAGUGGGGAGGAAAUUGAUAAUCCCAUCCAGGAGGAAUGUGAAGAGACAUUGGCGAAAGGAGAGGGAAUCUCCCGCACAAAUUUCGAUAGCGAAGUGUUUCCCUACUUAAGAAGGAGUUAUAAGCGAAGGUCAUCUGAGAGUCCGUGUAACUUGCCUGUGAUUGAAGAAGAAACGUCAACUUCUGUUCUGGCCCCGCUAUCCGAAGAGGAAUUUGACCUUGACUACUGUCUCGUUGACAGCAACGGAAAGGCCAUACAGCUGUUUGACCACAAUGGCCUCCCCCUCACGGACAGACGUGGAAGGCCUUUGCGGACGGCUAAGGGAGAGCCCCUCAUGAAAUGCGACGAUGAUGGCAUACCCCUUGUCGACUAUAAUGACUGCUCCGUUUUCGACAUGUUCGGCCGCACACCGAAUCACAAGGACUUCGAUCCUGCGAUGGCCCCGAAGAUGCCGACGUUCAACAGACUGGCGGCGUGUGAUGGCAAGCCCCUGCUCCUGUACGACGCCCAGGAUCGUCCUCUUACCAGCGUCAGUGGGACUAUGCUAGUCGACUCUUCUGGCCGAGGACUGAUUCGUCUCGCCACCAAACCGGAGGACGAGUAAUGUUAAGGAUAUAAUCAGUGGAUAUUCUGUGUUAACCUGUAACUAGUAAGUAGUAAACUCCAUGUAAUAAUACAAAUGUUAUGGAAACUUAUCUCAUUCGAAAAUAUUGUAAAAUGGUAUACUUAUGUCUUUUUUACUCAAAUACAGUGUAACAUAAUGUUGGUA